Porites evermanni is the source of this 1467-nucleotide messenger RNA. The record is from the annotation of a GenBank genome assembly. Lineage: Eukaryota; Metazoa; Cnidaria; Anthozoa; Scleractinia; Poritidae.
GUGGAGGAGUUGAGAAAUGAGUGUGUAGCAAGGGGAUUGAAAGAUGAACGAUUGAAGAAAAAUUUACAGACAAGCCUGAAAGAGCACCUGAAGGGUGUGCAAAGAGUGCCAACUUUGCUAAUCAAUGAGAAGGAUAAGAACAUGCACGAUAUCAACUUGGGUAAAGAAUAAUAUUUUUGCUACUAUCACAAUGUUUCUAGAACAAUGAGAUUUCAACAGUGAAGUUCAACAAUUAGCUUCCUUGCAACAUUUUGCCAUAUCUCUACAUCUCAGUCUGAAAACUGUGCCUUCUUAAGAAUGGUUCAAUUUUUUCAAUCAAAAUUGCCAUUUUUUUAUUUAAAAAAAAUUCAUAAAAAAAAAACAAAUUCUUUCACGUUUAAUUUGCCAGUUGUUGUUUUUUCUGCACAUCGCUAUGAAAUUUUGACCAAAUACUUUGUCACAAUAUUACUAUAUGUCUUUCAGUAACUAUUCACCAUCAUUAUUUUUUUUUGUCUGUCUUCAAUUUUUUCUUUUCAGGUAUGUAUGAAGUUCUUCCAACAGAGCCACUACAUGACAUGAAAGAACACAUCUGCAAUGUGGUAUCUGAGUUAAAGCACCACCUUUCUCAAGAAGAGAAACAGCUAUGCGAAAAGACUAUCGAGCUGGUAGCACAAACUAAAGAGCAACUUUGUGGUUCUGACUAUCGAGAGAUGGCUAUUGUGCUUUCCAAACAACUUAGAGGUUUGCAACAACUUUAUUGUACAUGGAUAUAAUAUUUUAUUCUAAUGCAGUCUUCCUCAACACAGCCAUCUACUGUUAUGAACAGGUACACACAUGAAAAUUAUUUUCAAAAUAAAAUUUACUCUUUUCCCCUUGUCCUUCUUUAAUUUGUACUUUUGUUAUCACUGUAAUGUAAAUAUGUAAUGAAUAGUACUGUUUGUGAAGUUCUUAAUGAAGGUUAUUUUAAAAAAAAAUUAACAAUUUCAUGCAGUCAUUAUUAUGAUUAUAAUAUUAUCAUCAUUUUCAGAAAGCUUGUGACAAAUAUAACAAACUUUUAGAACAGAAAAUACUUACAUUAAUACAGUGACUUUCCUGAUCCUCUCACUGAAUAACAAGUUCAAAAGAGAAAAAAAUUUAUUAUGAAUUGAAAAUUCAUUAGGCAGUAUCAAAAGUAAGUAAAAAAGAAAAAUGAUUUGAUUAUAUCUAUAUAAAGUAUAUAAAUAAAAAGGCUAUCAAGUAACCCUAGCACCAUAUGAUGUCUACAUAAUCAUAUAUUCAUUAUUCAAAAGGACUUGUGAGUGAUAAGGUGCAGACACCAUGACAGAAAUAUCAAGCAUUCUAUAUUCAAGGCCAGAGAAGCGCUGUCAAAAAAGCAUUUUAAGACUCCACAAUCAGACCUUUCUUCAUGCCAUUGCCUGUGAGGAGGUCAUUGGGAGGCCAAACGUUCUCACUGAGAAGAAGUUUAUCGGCGGUACUUUCAUUCUUUGA